GUAAACAAGCAUCAACAACGCGGUCGAUGUGCUCCCGUCUACUGUAUCGCGGGUCACUGUCCCUACCGGACUCAUACCUCCUCCUCGAUGGCCUCACCUUCUCUGCAACCCUUCUCGCCAACAAAGAUAUCCUCCACAAUUCCCUCGCACUCGCUCUCGAAAGCAUGCGCGGUCGUCCGUCCCUCCGACUAAAAGGCACUGAAUCGCUCAAGAGGCUAAGCAUGGACCAUUCGGAUGACGUUUGUAUGGACAUUCAUCCAUCUGCAGCCCUAUCUCGCGUUUACUUUGAAAAUAUACUCUGCCUGUCGCGUCUCACUUCUGAUGGGCGGACGGACAUAGGCGUGCGUGUCGCUUUGGGAGAUACUGAUGGCCCUGCAACGACCGAAAUGCUCAUAUUCGGAGAGGCCCAUUCAUCCACUACUCCAUCUCUAACCAUCCGCGUAGCACGCAUCACCCCCGCUUCUCGUCCCCCCCGUCCAGACGACCCCACACCUCGAAAACCGCCUCUCCAUCUCCUCACAAGCAAACGAACCAUAGGAGAACUCGCAGCCAACACGAGGAUAAAAGUCAAUGGCAAUGGAAAAGGAGAUGAUUCAGAAGUGGUGAGACGGGCGAGAGAGGUGAUGCUGCAUUUACCGAAUUCGAAACCACGAGGGCGAGGAAAGGACAAGGAAAGAGGCGGUAUAUUCAAAGUACCCACGCUCCCCGCAAAGAACACCCACCACAUAGCAGAUGCAGACGUUUUUGGACCCGUAAGCGAUCCUAAAGGAAAAGCCCGUGCUGUGGACGAUGAAAUCUGCGAUAUAGAGCAGGAGAAUAAAUCUAUCAUCAAGAAGUUCGCUGUCAGACAUCUUGAUGCAGUCGGCUUGUCGAAGGCGCAUCCAGAGUUCAAGGAACUCUUUGGGUUCGUAUAUCGUGGUACGGCGUUCGCUCUUAGAACUACGAUAAAGAAAUCUCCUGUUAGUGCGCUGGCUCUAGAUACGCUCGUGGAGGCACACAUUAAACUUUAUGUAACAUCACCUAAUUGAGAUGAAGGGUUCUUUUCCUCUUUACGCAAGUAGGAGAUGCGCUCAAGAACUGGAGGGUUAACGUAUUCAUGCAGCAGUGCCUGAUUCAAAUUUAACCGUCAUCAC
Messenger RNA from Suillus paluster, 1133 nucleotides. RefSeq lists its product as uncharacterized. NCBI's taxonomy places the organism in Eukaryota, Fungi, Basidiomycota, Agaricomycetes, Boletales, Suillaceae. The record is from RefSeq and is a predicted model, not a curated record. The coding region runs from base 27 to 1028 and encodes 333 amino acids. The transcript is spliced from 5 exons.